Messenger RNA from Hylaeus volcanicus, 1691 nucleotides. RefSeq names its product peroxiredoxin-6-like. Gene Ontology annotation, molecular function: peroxiredoxin activity. NCBI's taxonomy places the organism in Eukaryota, Metazoa, Arthropoda, Insecta, Hymenoptera, Colletidae. Gene Ontology annotation, cellular component: mitochondrion; cytosol. The transcript is spliced from 6 exons. Gene Ontology annotation, biological process: cell redox homeostasis; cellular oxidant detoxification. The record is from RefSeq and is a predicted model, not a curated record. Bases 671 to 1333 code for a protein of 220 amino acids.
GGACACGCGUGUCGGUGGGUGGAUCGACUAGCAACAACCGCGAGAAUGGCCGCGACGUUGUUGGGAUAAACAGCGCGGAUACAAAAUGAACGGAAAAUAAUUUUAAUAAACGAGAGAUAAGCCGAGGAGAGCGUUUACCGAUGGCAUUCAUCCCAAUUGGCUCGAUAGAGGACUAUCGGCGUUGCUUGCGUUUCGUAAGCUGCCGCGACAGCUGUACGACUGAUUAGAUUUUGGAGGUGAAAGUAGAAUUUCGUCAUUCCUCUGUUUCACGCCAUUUGUUUCUCAUUUGGUAGUGCAAUUAACGAGGGAACCUUUAGGCGUCGCGGAAAAAGAUACAAUCGCUAGACAUUUCAGGUCUGCCUCUGUACCUGCGAAGAUACGAAUUUGCAUAAACAUCUGCGGACUAAUAAUAAGGUAACGCGAUCCAGCUCGAAUCACGUGGUUGGUAUGAGUUUAUCGCAACUAUUUGCGCACUCGAUAUAGGCCCGAUACGAGUACAUGAGUGGGGAGGUGGCAACAAAGUCGUGGAGGUUCCUAUUCGUGAACAUCACUGGCCCAGAGAUAUCACUGCGAAGCCACUUGCGUUAGUUUGUCGCGCUCCAUCGUCUAAAGCAGUCGCAGCGGAUAGCAGAGCAAUUUUCCUCGUUUAGGCUACCUACCUACGUCAACCAUGAGAAUUAAUUCCAUCGUACCCAACUUCAGCGCGGACACCACCGAGGGCCCCAUCGACUUCUACGAGUGGCAAGGAGAUUCAUGGGUAGUUUUGUUCUCCCACCCUGCCGACUUCACCCCGGUAUGCACCACCGAGCUGGGACGUUUGGCAGUCCAUCAGCCCCAUUUCGAAAGUCGGAACACGAAACUUCUGGCUCACUCCGUGGACCAACUGCAGGACCACGUCGACUGGGUUAACGAUAUUAAAUCUUACUGCCGAGACAUCCCCGGCGCCUUCCCUUAUCCAAUCAUCGCGGAUCACGAUCGGACACUGGCGGUGAAAUUGGACAUGAUCGACGAGGACGGUAAGGACGACCCAGAAAAAGCCAUGACAGUUCGAGCGCUCUACAUCAUCAGCCCUGAUCAUCGUCUGCGUUUGUCCAUGCACUAUCCAACGUCCACUGGUCGCAACGUUGAUGAGAUACUCCGAGUCAUUGACUCGCUGCAGCUGGUCGAUAGGAAGCCAGAAAUUGCUACUCCCGCCAACUGGGUGCCUGGCGAGAAAGUGAUGAUUUUACCAACUGUAAAGGACGAAGAAAUCCCUAAACUCUUCCCUGGCGGUGUGGACAGAGUCACAAUGCCUUCUGGGAAGGUCUACGUGCGCACAACCACGGAUUAUUAAGCGAAAACACGAUGAUUCCAAACACGAUCUUCGACUGAACGAAUAACGCAUCGAUCAUCGGUGAACGAUUAGCAAUUAAGUAACGCGUUGCCUUCCAUACUUUUUGUGACGAUAUCGCUACAUCGCUGAUAAACACGAUUACGUAAGACACGGGUUUCCUGUAAAUCUGGUUCCGAUUUGAAAUUAGAGUAUGCACAACGAGACGGUGUCGAGUUUCGCACGAAUACGUGCGCACAAUAUUUACCAAAUUUAUUGUAGCCAGAUAACAUUUACUCUCGCUGGUGUGGCAAAUUUUGUAUCUAAAUAAGAAUUUCAAAUAUCGAGUAAAAGAUGAAAAAUCAAUAUUUUUAAAGACAAA